This is a messenger RNA of Triticum turgidum subsp. durum (durum wheat), 477 nucleotides long. The record is from the annotation of a GenBank genome assembly. Lineage: Eukaryota; Viridiplantae; Streptophyta; Magnoliopsida; Poales; Poaceae.
AUGCAACUUGAGAUGGAAAACGCCAUGAUCGAGGCCCUGCAGACCCCGCUGGCGUUUGAAGAUGGUGGCCUCUCCCCACCUCAUCAGCCUCCCGCCGUGCAAGAUAUGGACAGCCCCGAGAUGAUCCCAUGCCUGCUCCCAUGCAUCACCUCCCCAACGGUGGCCACUGCAGGCUUCCAGCUGUCAGCGGUGACGAAGCGCGUGGGCACGAUCCAGAUCAGUGAAGGAGGCGGCUCGGAGUUGUUUGCGCAUGUCCCCCCGCCCAUCAUCAGCCCGGCUCGCCCACGCCCCUCUGCGCCACCAAAGUCCAGGGCCACCUCGGCACCUUCUCGCCGUAGUGCUCGCCAGGGUGCAGCAGCAAACCCGAUGCCAGUGGCUCAACGGGCGGUGCUUCGCCUGGUGCAGGAGUUGGGCGCGCUCGGGCCAAAGGACAUGAUGACCCCAAAGGUGGCGACAGUGCUCAUGAAGCGGUUCUAG